CGCUUUUAAUUAGAAACAUUUGAAGCAAUUGAAUCCUACUAGUUCACUUCAGUCUGUGAAUUAGUCGUAACCGAACAGAUACGUGUAUGAAUAAAAAAUAAUUAUACGUACAAAGAUAAACAUGCGUGUGUGUAAAUAAAUAUAGCUGAAAGUAUAAAAAUUUAAAGAAACAAUAGUGAGAUAUAAUCGUAUCGAUUUGUAACGUUAAUCUUAAUUAAAAAGGCACGCGAUUCUUUAAAAAUGACCAGAGAAUCCGCUAAAAACGUGGAGAAGGGAUCUUGUCAAGUUUCUGACAUAUUAGAAGUGUUCGGACGCUAUCAAAUAUUUCAAUAUGUACUCAUCUGUUUGCCCUCGGUUUUCGUUACGAUGAUCGAUAUUAAUUACGUCUUCGUAGCCGGAGAUUUGGAAUACAGGUGCCGAGUGAACGAAUGCGAAGACACGAACUCCACGUCAGCGUUUCCGACCUGGUGGCCGAAUUCCACUCGGGACAGAUGCAUGAGGCCCGUACUUAAGCCAGGCAUUACUUCUUGUACAAACGAGAGCUUCACUCCCCAGUUGACGGAGUGCACAGAUUGGAUUUAUGAGAGCAACAAUACCAUUGUUGCUGAGUUAAACUUGGCAUGUCAACCGUGGAAAUCGAAUCUGAUUGGCACAAUUCACUGCAUCGGCAUGCUCGUUUCGAUGUUCGUCUGCGGCUGGCUGUGUGACAGGUACGGCCGGAAGCCAACCCUGGUCGUAUGUGUGGUGGGAAGCUGCAUCGGACAGCUGAAGAAAUUUGCCACCACAUGGGACCUGUACAUCGUCAUAGAGUUCCUCGAAGCGUGUUUGUCCGGUGGAAGCUACACUCCUGCUAUGGUCCUAUUGCUAGAGAUAUGUGGUAGGAAGCAUAGGAUACUGUCGGGCGUUCUCUUCGCCUACUUCAUCUACCUCGGGGAGUCGCUGUUCGCUUGCAUCGCCAUGUUCGCGCCUUACUGGAAGACAAUCGUUACGAUCAUAUACAGUCCCUUGGUUCUCUUCGUGUUCUACUUCUUCCUGGUCCACGAGAGUCCGCGGUGGUUAAUCGUGAAAGGGAAAACCGAGCAAGCGAAAGCCACCCUCCGCAGAAUAGCCGAAGCGAACAAGCUGGAUUUGAACCAUGAGGAGUUCGAUGACCUCAACGAGGCGCAACUGAAACAGAAGUUCAAUAUAACAGACGUCGAGGUCAAGGAGAGGUUGGCUGCUGUCUUCAUGUCGAAAGAGAUCCUCAAGAGGCUGCUAGUUUCGACCGUGUGCAGGUUCACGGCUAGCUUCGUGUACUACGGGCUGAUGAUCAACUCCGUGUUGCUGCCGGGGGACAAGUACACGAACUUUCUGCUGGCGACGAUCAUGUCGUUUCCCGGGGAGCUGAUCUCGCUGUAUCUGAUGAACAAGAUCGGAAGGAAGCUGCCGCUAAUGGUCGGGUACGUGAUGAGCGGCGUGCUGUGCAUUGGGUCAGGAUAUGUGCCGGACUCGAUGACUUGGGCGAAAAUCUCUCUAUUUCUAUUUGGAAAAAUGGUGAUAGCCGCCUGUUACACGGGAGCUAUCACGUACACGAUGGAGUUGUUCCCGACCAGCGCACGUGGAUCCCUACUCGGACUAGGAUCUUUCGCGUCCAGAGUCGGAGGAAUGCUGGCCCCUUUAACACCAAUAUUGAGCACAGUAUCGCCGACUUUACCUUCAAUCUGCUUCGGUUGUUCGGCGGUGCUCUCCGGGGUAUUGCUGACGCUGACGCCGGAGACCAAGGAACUCCCUCUCAUGGACACCGUACAGCAAGUCGAGGACAGCAUCAGGAAGGCGAAAGAGAUAGAGAGAUCACAGCGUACAUGAGUACGUAGUCUGGUGAUGAUGAUUUCAUCAGCCCCACAGACAAAUCGUCGAGGCUUCUUUUUAAAAUAUAAGCUCAAUGUUGGGUUUUUUUUUUAAUUUUGUAUAAUUAUAAUUU
Messenger RNA from Bombyx mandarina (wild silkworm), 1960 nucleotides. Its product is annotated as solute carrier family 22 member 3. Gene Ontology annotation, biological process: transmembrane transport. Gene Ontology annotation, cellular component: membrane. The record is from RefSeq and is a predicted model, not a curated record. NCBI's taxonomy places the organism in Eukaryota, Metazoa, Arthropoda, Insecta, Lepidoptera, Bombycidae. Gene Ontology annotation, molecular function: transmembrane transporter activity.